This is a messenger RNA of Tachyglossus aculeatus (Australian echidna), 1784 nucleotides long. RefSeq names its product zinc finger protein with KRAB and SCAN domains 7-like. Gene Ontology annotation, biological process: regulation of transcription by RNA polymerase II. Gene Ontology annotation, molecular function: RNA polymerase II cis-regulatory region sequence-specific DNA binding; DNA-binding transcription factor activity. Lineage: Eukaryota; Metazoa; Chordata; Mammalia; Monotremata; Tachyglossidae. The coding region runs from base 1 to 951 and encodes 316 amino acids. The record is from RefSeq and is a predicted model, not a curated record. The transcript has 4 exons.
AUGGGGGGGUGGGGAGCGGGUUCCGAAGCGGGGCGGGAAGCCGACUACGAGAAUCCGGUUCGGGUCGGCAAAGAGUUUGAGAAGCGCCUCCCCAAGAUGGAGAAGGACAAAAAGCUUCGUGAUUCCCCUCUCCCAGCCUCUGAAGAGAAGCAAGACCCUCGUGGCCCCGGUGCGGGUCACAACAGGGAUAUAAUUCCCCGAACAGGGAAUGUAAUUCCAUCCCUCCUCUCAGUUGCAGAAGACAAGAGCAGAAAGGACCUAGGAUUUAAGCUGGUACCCUCUUCCCGGAGAAGCCGUGGGAGGCACGACGGAAGCCCGAACUCCAAAGAGGAAGGAAAUCGAGAGCCAGGACCUUCCGGGCCCCAGAAGCGAGGCGCUCCGGAGGCGGAAGGCGCUACAAAUCCAAAGAGGUCCCGCAAGAGGGGGAAAAGCAAGUUGGCCACGCUCCUCAAGGGGAAGAGCCAAGGCGUGUGCCCUUACUGCGGGAGACGCUUCCCUUGGGAAGCUCGCCUCGGCCGGAAACAGGAAGAAGCGGGAAGGCCGUACAACUGUGGGAUCUGCGGGCGUGGGUUCGCCCGGCCCCUCCUCCUCAAAGCCCACCUCAAAUUCCACACCAAAGCGACGCCCUUCUUCUGCGGCCUCUGUGGGCAGACCUUCAAGGAGGUGGCUCACCUGAGCGCCCACCUGAGCGCCCGCACCCAAGAGGGUUGCCACCGCGGCCCGCGCUGCCCGAAGAGUUUUCCCCCGGUGGCCCAGCUCACCGAUCACCCGCCAACCCACCGGGGCCUCGGGCUCUUUAGGUGCUCCAAGUGUGGGAAGAGUUUUACCCAAAGAUCCCGCCUCCUCCUCCACCAAAACGUCCACCACGGCCAGAAGCCCUACUUCUGCCUCAGUUGUACCCAAUACUUCCAAUUUCAAUCCAAGCUGGGGAAACCUCUCUGCCCUGCCUAGGCGGGAAGACUUUCCUUUUCCUGUCCAGAGAAUCACAGCUGGCCUUUGGUUUUUGGUUUUUUUUUUCGGUUGGGGCUUUGAGCCUGAGCUCAGAGGAAGAGAUGGACCUCUGUGGGAGAAAGUGGGUGGGCUUGGGCUCUUUAGGUGCUCCAAGUGUGGGAAGAGUUUUACCCAAAGAUCCCACCUCCUCCUCCACCAAAACGUCCACCGCGGCCAGAAGCCCUACUUCUGCCUCAGUUGUACCCAAUACUUCCAAUUUCAAUCCAAGCUGGGGAAACCUCUCUGCCCUGCCUAGGCGGGAAGACUUUCCUUUUCCUGUCCAGAGAAUCACAGCUGGCCUUUGGUUUUUGGUUUUUUGGUUGGGGCUUUGAGCCUGAGCUCAGAGGAAGAGAUGGACCUCUAUGGGAGAAAGUGGGUGGGCUUGGGCUCUUUAGGUGCUCCAAGUGUGGGAAAAGUUUUACCCAAAGAUCCCACCUCCUCCUCCACCAAAACGUCCACCGCGGCCAGAAGCCCUACUUCUGCCUCAGUUGUACCCGAUACUUCCAAUUUCAAUCCAAGCUGGGGAAACCUCUCUGUCCUGCCUAGGCGGGAAGACUUUCCUUUUCCUCUCCAGAGAAUCACAGCUGGCCUUUGGUUUUUGGUUUUGUUUUUUUGGUUGGGGCUUUGAGCCUGAGCUCAGAGGAAGAGAUGGACCUCUAUGGGAGAAAGUGGGUGGGCUUGGAAGUGAAAUGAAGACCAGUUCUGGUCCUGGCUCUCUUUUCCUGAUCCAUUGUCUUUCCGGUUGAGAGAAACCAGCGGGAGAGGAAAUUGGGGAAGGAUGGGAGCGAAUCUCU